This is a messenger RNA of Microsporum canis CBS 113480, 2538 nucleotides long. RefSeq names its product heat shock transcription factor. The coding region runs from base 1 to 2538 and encodes 845 amino acids. Gene Ontology annotation, molecular function: DNA-binding transcription factor activity; sequence-specific DNA binding. The transcript is spliced from 3 exons. Gene Ontology annotation, biological process: regulation of DNA-templated transcription. The record is from RefSeq and is a predicted model, not a curated record. NCBI's taxonomy places the organism in Eukaryota, Fungi, Ascomycota, Eurotiomycetes, Onygenales, Arthrodermataceae.
AUGUCGUCUCAAAGCCUCUCUCGCAAGAGACCCGCGCCAGGAGCAUCUCCACUAGCCCACCAGCAGAUGCAGCCAUUGCCCAACUUCCCAAUCCCCUCACAGCUUUCGAAUGAGCAAUUUCUACAGCAAUGGGCGCCUAAUACAUCAUCUUCAGGUAUAAACCAAUCGAAUAUGAACACAGGCACCUUUUCAGCGGGUGAUGAUGCUACCGGGCAGAUGUCGAAUCAACUCACAAGGCGGCCCGGAAAUAACCAGAUUAUUGGCCGGGCCAGAAUGACUGACCAGAAUCUGAUGCCAAUGAUGGAACAGAAUUCGAUGCGCACCAAUGAUCCCGGGAACUCAGGGAACGGUGAGACCGAGGCCGAGAUGAGACAGAGAGCCCUUCGAGUGAAGAAGGAGGCACAAGCAAAGCGGAAACAGAUUCCUCCAUUCAUUCAGAAGCUGACUAGUUUUCUGGAUGACUCAAAAAAUGCAGAUUUAAUUCAGUGGUCCGAGGAUGGGAACUCGUUUAUUGUCCAGGAUGAAGAUGAAUUUGCAAAGUCUCUGAUACCAGAGCUCUUCAAGCACAAUAAUUAUGCUUCGUUCGUGCGGCAAUUGAAUAUGUACGGCUUCCACAAAAAGGUCGGGCUAUCAGACAACUCCAUGCGAGCUAGUGAGCGGAAGAAUAAAAGCCCCAGCGAAUACUCUAAUCCAUAUUUUAAACGUGGUCAACCCGAUCUGCUAUGGCUGAUACAGAAGCCCAAAAACAUGUCGGGCCAGGGCAAAGGGGGGUCGAAAGGCGGCGGCCGUGUCAAGGCGGAACCGGAUGUGGAUGAAGGCGAGAAUGAAGAAUAUGAAGAUGGCGGAGGCCCUAGCGGCACUGCUGGUCGGGACGAUAAGUCACGAUUCAGAGGUCAGCUGGCUCUCGGAUCUGGAGAAGGGACUUUACCUGGAGACCAACUGUCAGAUGUAUAUCGUGAACUACAAACUAUUCGCCAUCAGCAGCAUGUUAUAUCAAGCACGAUCCAGAAGCUUCGGAGGGAGCAUGAACAACUUUACGAGCAGGCCGCAAAUUUCCAGGAGCAACAUACACGCCAUGAAAACUCCAUCAACGCUAUCCUUACCUUCCUAGCAACUGUUUAUAACAGAAGCCUCCAGGGACAUGAAGGUGCUCAGGGCCUGGCUAAUUCAUUUGCUGGGGCUAUAUCCCAAGACCACCAGGGCCCCUCGGGCAACAUCGUCGAUGUUGAUGAAUUGGCAGACAACUAUGAAGAGGAACUCAUGCCAAACCAGCCACCAUUCAAGAAACAGAGGCUACUUCUCGGUGCUCCUCCUACUCGUGAUACCCAAGGCCGCCAUACUAUGUCUCCCAGCCCAGCUACUACCUCGUACACCCCAAACCAACACAGCUCCGGUCCUCACAAAGCUAGUGUCCAGCCCGUCUCGGAGGUAGAAGAGCUUUAUGAUUCUACAAGCCCUAUGAACAGCUCUGUUCAGGGACAGCAGCAGCAGCGCCCACAACAACGUCAGAGUCAAACCCAACAAACACAGAACCAGCGCCAAAACCUCACACACCCACAUCCGAAGCACCAAGGCUCCCCUGGCCACCUCCCACAGCGAGACAUCAUGUCGCUGAUUCAAAAUUCUAAUGCGCGCAGCAACUUCUCUACUAAUCCCCCUGACUUCCCCACCGUGCUCUCCUCCCUCGAAACAUCAGGCGGCAAUGCUCCUCUUACUGCUGCCCAGCGAGCGGACAUGCUCCGUCUCAUCUCCAAUGAAAACGACGCCGCCCACCCAUCUUCCAAUCCAUCCCAGAACAACGCUUUAAUUACGCCUAACCCGCCUCAGAUGCCAUCCAACUACUCUGCCCAGCUGGCUAGCACACGUUCUGAACUGGAUAAUCUUGUUAAGAUGCAAGCUGAGCAAGCUAGCCCUACAGGAUCAAUACCUGGCCUAGAGAACGCAAAUAUUCCACCUCCGCCGCUUGAUCUGGACAAUAUCUUCAACAGUGGUGAUUACUUCUCCGACAUCCCUGGUGUAGAAAACUCCAUCAAGGAGGGCCAGAAUCAAACAGACACUACCGCCGCCGCAACAACCGUUGGGACCAAUGAUACCAAUAUAACUGCUGGCCCAGACAACAACCAAGCAGACGAACUCUUCGAUUUUGAUACCCUCGCCGCCGACCCGUCAGUGGACGCGUCUUUCUCCAAUACCCACCCAAACCCCACGCAAUCGUCGGAUCCGCUUCAGUCAAUACAAUCUGCACCAAAUUUUUUCGACACGUUUGACCAGUUUGAUAACGCGACCAACUCGGGCCUUAGCGGGUUAGGCGAUGUUUCGGACGCUCACAACGCGUCGGGUAUCAAUCUGAGCAACCUCGGUGGCACCACACCUGACUUAGAUCGGAACAAGAUUACAGAGACGUUUACCCCUAGCGAGGCCACAAGCCCUUCAAACACGCAUGCUGACGAUAGCCAGAACCUAGUGGUGGAUGGUACCACAACACACACCCAAGGUAGCCCCCAGAAUAUACAGAGACGCGCAAGGAACCAACAGUGA